AUGGGUUACAAUCUGUUGGAAUUUAAAAUACCAAAUGGAGAUUACCAAGAGGAUUGUGAUGCAAAAGGAAGCAAAACUUGGAAUGGUUCCCAAGAUCAUUCCAUUUAGAGUAUUGGCCAAGCUUUGGUCUUUGUAUGUGCUACCUCAUAUUAGAUAUACGAAGAUGGCGAUUUGGAAAUAUAAGAAAUCAACGAUUGCAGCUGCAUAUAAUUAAAAGAAAUUCAUUAGAAGAAUAAUGGGUUUGAAUAAGAGCUUUCCAAAGAAUAUUAUGGAUAAUAUUAUAGGUAGAGUGAAGUUUGA
Messenger RNA from Paramecium octaurelia, 300 nucleotides. Lineage: Eukaryota; Ciliophora; Oligohymenophorea; Peniculida; Parameciidae. The record is from the annotation of a GenBank genome assembly.